Messenger RNA from Emiliania huxleyi CCMP1516, 2345 nucleotides. RefSeq lists its product as hypothetical. Bases 60 to 2027 code for a protein of 655 amino acids. Gene Ontology annotation, molecular function: protein binding. The transcript has 3 exons. The record is from RefSeq and is a predicted model, not a curated record. Lineage: Eukaryota; Haptophyta; Isochrysidales; Noelaerhabdaceae.
GUCGCGUUGUGAGAGCCUGCUCUCCCGUCGCGGAUUGGGCCGGCGCAGGCGUCCGGCCAAUGGCAUCUGACUUCUAUACCGAUUCGUACAGUGAAAAUCUCGACGCCUUGUUCGCCAAGAAGGGAGUCGCACACGGCGUGCGCCGCCUGAUUGAGGCAGGGAUCGCAGCGAUCCAUGAUGAUGAUGACGGUGCACUCGCUGCUGCCCUUGACGAGAUGCCGAUCAAUAUCGACUUCUACCCCGUCUCGGCGUGGCCGGCCGGCGACUCGCUCCUCUCCUACGCCGCGCGCCUCUCCGCGCCGCGCUGCGUCACGCUCCUCCUCUCACAGGGCGCGACGCUUGACCUCAAACUAGAGGGUGGCGAUACGGCCCUCCUCACCGCGGUGAUGCAGACCCCCGUGGUGUGGGAAAGCAUGGGCAUCCUCAAGGCAGAGGGAGGCGUAUCCAAAGCUGGCGUCGCCGCCGCCACCCGCGACAGAAUGGCCCGCGCUCUCGACGUCCUGAAGCGCAUCCUCGGCGCGGGCGCAGCCAUCAACCUCGCCGACUCCGACGGCUACUCCCCGCUCCUUCUCUCUGGCCACUUUGGCGCGCCGGAGUUCAUGUCGGUUCUGUUGGACGCCAGCGCCGAGGUUGACCAGCGCGCUGACAACGGCUGGACGCCGCUCGCCCAAGCGGCCUCCGACGGCCGGCUUCGCUGCGUCGAGCUGCUCGUGGGAGCGGGCGCGGCACUUGAUUGCGGAGGAUUGGCCAACGCCGCCGGCAACGGCCACGGAGGCUGCGUCAAGCUGCUGCUCGCCGCAGGGGCGGGCGCCGAUUGCCUGGACCCCGGCGGCCAGACGUCGGCGCUGUGGAAAGCGGCAAAGGAUGGACACCUCGAGUGCGUCCAGCUGCUGCUCGCUUCCGGAGCGGACGCCGGCUUGGCCGUAAUCAAGAAGAGCGGCGACACCGACCCUAUCCGGGGGCCGGGGGGCGGGGAAGGCACCACGCCCUUCUUCAUGGCUUGCCAGAACGGCCACCUGGAGUGCGCUCAGCUCCUCCUUGAGGCUGGCGCCCCGGUGGACAAGCUGCGCGACUUUGACGGCUUCUCUCCGCUGCUGAUCGCCCUGUGCAAUAGCAACCGCGACUGCGCCCGUCUGUGCGUGCGGGCGGGGGCGGACGUCAACCGCGUUGUGAGGGGCGGUGUGACGCCGCUGCUCGUCGCUUGCCAGCUGGGCCUCCUCGACGCGUGCCAGCUGCUCUCCGCCUUCGGCGCCUCUCGCGCCGCUACGCCGCUCGGCACGCCCGAUCAGUGCGCGGUCCAUCACAAGCGUGCCGAUGUGGCCGCUUGGCUGGCCGCCAGCCGCGGCCCCAAGUGGACCCACUACGUCCGGAACGGGGCGCAGGUGAAGUCUUGGCUGCCGCUGCAGCAUCUCGAGGCGAUCACCGUCGAGCGGGCGCGGGCGCUGCUGCGCGGCGGCGACGACCCGCUCGCCGGCGAGCCUUCUGCCCUCGAGCGGGCGCGCGUCCUCUGCUCGUGGGGCGAGUCGGAUCCGACCGCCGCGGCAGUCGGUUCCACCGUCACGAUCCACUCUCUCGUCUCGCGGCCCUCGAUGAACGGCGAGGUCGGCGUCGUCGUCUCAGCGAACGCCUCGACGGGCCGUUUCGGCGUGCAGGUGGCGGGCGAGGCCAAGGCCCUCGCACUAAGGCCGGCCAACCUGCAGCCAGCGGCCGAGGCGGUGGAGGUGGGCAGGCUCAUCCUCAAGGCGGCGGAGUGGUCGCCGCAGUCGCACGAGCUCUUCCCGGAGGCGGCUCGCAAGCGGGCUGUCGAGGUGAUGCGGUUGGGCUACCUGAUCGCGUGGGACGAGGAGCGCUUCGAGGGCCGCGCGGGGCCGGAGCUGCUGGACUGCUGGCGUAGCUUCGUGGUGCCCAAGGUCGUCGAGCGCGAGGAUCGUGAGCGCGAGUUGCGCGAGUUGCGCCGCGUCUCGGAAAAGAUGGCGGCGGGCGCGGGCGCGAUGGGAGCGUUUGUCCUCGAUCCCACCCAGUUCUGACCGCCAUAGGAUUCCUAUACCCCUAAUGCACGCGAGUAGAUCGGACGUAGAGCGAUCCUUGGGAGGUCGCAGGGUCCCCUCUCCUUUGGGGGCGGGGCCAGCUCGGUUGUCAUGCCGCGCGUACACUGUCGUAAUGCUGUCUUUGUUUGCAUUGGUGUUUUGCUGUGUUUGUGUGUGUGUGUGUGUGGCCGCCUCCUGCGCGCUCUAGGCGGGGGUGGGCCUCUACCUGCAUGUACUGUCGCGGUGCCUGCCGCCUGCCAGCCUGCCUGCCUGCGCGCAACCGUGAUUUUUAUUGACAUUUUACGUGAGCGCGAUCAU